GCCUUCCUUCCUCCGCCUGGGCUCCUCAUGGCACCGGGAGCCUCUCCGCCCGCUCUCCUUCUUCCUCCUCCUCCUCCUCCUCCUCGUUUUGACUGAGCCGAGGAGGGCGCAGCGUGCGGCGUCUCCCAUGGAGCCCUCGUAAAGAGCUCCGCGCCGGGAGCUGCCCAAAGGGGAAGAAGAAGACACGCGUGUGCGCGUUUGUGUGGAGGAGGAGGAGGAGGAGGGGGAAGGAAGGGAGAAGCCCUGGGUCUGGGAGCCAGGGAGCUGCUACUGCUGCGUCCCGCCAAAGCGCCGCUGGGCUGCCUGGCGCCCCAUGCUCUGCUCCAUGGCGAACUCCGGCUGCCUCCUGCUCCCCAACUCCGCCUUGCUCCCGCACUCGCUGCCGGGCCCCCCAGCCUUCCUCUACCUCCAGCAGGGCAACCAGGACGCCACGGCUCCUCCUGACGCAAUGGCCCAGCCCUAUCCCCCGGCCACAUACCCACCGCCUCCCCAGAAUGGCAUCCCUGCAGAGUAUGCUCCUCCGCCACAUCCGCAUCCGGCACAGGACUACUCAGGGCAGAGCACAGUACCUGAGCACGCCUUGACUCUCUACACGCCAGCACAGAGCCACCCUGAACAGCCCGGCACCGAUGCCAGCACGCAGUCCAUAGCAGGCACACAGACAGUACCGCAGACAGAUGAAGCCGCGCAGACAGACAACCAGACGCUACACCCGCCAGAUAGUGGUUCCGACAAGCAGCAGCCAAAGCGAUUACACGUCUCCAACAUCCCCUUCCGCUUCCGGGACCCCGACCUGCGGCAAAUGUUUGGGCAAUUUGGAAAGAUCCUGGACGUUGAAAUUAUUUUCAAUGAGCGCGGUUCUAAGGGUUUUGGGUUUGUAACUUUUGAAACUAGUGCAGAUGCCGAUCGGGCAAGGGAGAAGCUGAACGGCACCAUCGUAGAGGGACGCAAGAUUGAGGUCAACAAUGCCACAGCACGAGUGAUGACAAACAAAAAGGCAGCCAAUCCCUACACAAAUGGAUGGAAGCUGAACCCUGUGGUGGGGACUGUCUAUGGCCCAGAGUUCUAUGCAGUGACAGGUUUCCCAUAUCCAGCCACAGGAACAGCAGUAGCGUACCGGGGGGCACACUUGCGGGGGCGGGGCCGCACAGUCUACAACACGUUCCGGGCAGCUCCCCCACCUCCACCCAUCCCCACUUAUGGAGCAGUGGUUUACCAGGAUGGAUUCUAUGGUGCUGAAAUUUAUGGGGGUUAUGCCGCCUACAGAUAUGCCCAACCUGCAGCAACAGCAGCAGCUUACAGCGACAGGGUUGGCAACUCUGCGAUCCCCCAGUUUUUAACGCUGCCCCCUGUGUUCGCUCCUAGUUACGGCAGAGUUUAUGCAGCUGCAGAUCCUUACCACCACACCAUCGGCCCUGCUGCCACCUACAGCAUUGGCACCAUGGCUAGUCUAUACCGAGGAGGGUACAGCCGCUUCACUCCCUACUAGCAAGACAGACCCAGCCCCUCCUCACAAUAGUCACACUGACUUCUCCUUAGAAACCAAAUCAAAAUCAAAUGGACCUGGGCCCCUGCCCCACACUGUUGGCCCUGAGCUGCCUAAACCCACCUUAUUUCUUUACCUCAAACCACCUCUCAUGUCUCACAUCCCACAUGUCUCUGAUGGUGUACAGCCAAGUGUGUUUCCAUUGUGCAAAGCCACCAGCCUUGGAAUUUGGGACUGGUGCCUGCUUUCAGGCAAAAGCAAACAAAUAGACCACCAGCAAGCAGAACCUCAAGGAGAGCCUCCUGUUUUUCUCAGAGGCCACUCAGCUUCCCAACUCUUAUGGGUUUCCAGUUCCCAGGCUCUCAGUUCUGGGGCACCUCAUUCACUUUGGGUAGGCCCAUAAAGGCAUCCCACGUUGUCCCAUGGCAAAUCUCUCACAUGAUUAAGGGAGAACCUCAAGGGGGAGAAUACCAUUAAGAGAACUCAGGAUUUCAUCCCUAUCAGAUGUAAACUGCCCACAUGGGAUAUCCUUGCCUGCAACACUGGAUGGGCAGGGCCCAAGGCUUUCCUGGAAUACUAACAAGCCUAUGCUCUCAAAUCCUAACCCAUUGCUACCAUGCUUAGAUCUACUCAGUCUCCAAGUGACUGCAGGAAGUAUCUUCCAUCCUUCCCCACUGUGUCACCACAACAAAACUAUCUAGGGGGUGGGGCUGUGCCACUGAGUUGACUUGAUCAGGGACAGGAGAACAUUUCCCACUUCAGUGUUUUCCAAGAAUGUACAGUAAGAAGGGAAGGAAACUGAAAAUCCUAUGGCAGCAGUGGGCCUUCUGCCAAGUUGGCAGGGGCCAAAAUAGGCCCCCUUCUGGGACCCUCCUGGCUUCACACCUCUCUCUCUCACCAAAUUGCCUGGGGAUAUGAAGGAGCUGGCUGGGAGCAGCCCCAACGGGGCUGAAUGAUCCUAGCUCCUUCAUCAAUGUGGGACUACUAAGGUUAGCCAGUGGGCAAUAGUCUCUCUCCAUGUGCUGUACAGAACCAACUCAAAGAUCUAUUCUGAAGUGGAUGGGAGAGGAAGGCAUUUGUGGAGACAGGAGCAGGACGGGCAGAGGGAAUGGGCAAUGGUCAAGGAGGCUGGGGAUUGGGUGCCAGUGUCCUCACUUCCCAGUUCAAACAUUUUAGGCCAACAACCAUCCAGGGGCCAGAAAGGCCUUCUGUCACACCUCCCACUGCCCCACUCUUUCUGCACACCCCUGACCCCAACCCACCCCAUCCCACCCCCAGGCAAGUGCCUGCAGGUUUCUCCAUAGAACGUUCUGCCUUUUGUUUUCUGUUAUAGUGAAACCUUCAGCUGUUUCCUUCUGGGACCAGGAAGGGCACAAAAUAUUUUUUAAAGCAAAGCAACAAAACAAUUACAAAACUAUACAAGCCAAGCGACCGAGUGAAAGCCCCCUUCUGUCCACACAUGCGCCCCCCCAAAGCGAAAGGCCAACCGGAGCGCAGCCACCGACUGACCCACCGGACAGAGAGGACGGCAGCUGCCCACAGACUCUACAAAGCUGUCCAUGCCCGGGAGACCCGUGCCCUGCUCCCUUGCCCCCUCCUCUUCUGCUGCAGACUAUGGAGCCAGGAGGGACAGGCACUCUGACACAUGGACUGGACUCUGGAGGCCCCGGGGCCACUACGUCUUCCUUUCAACCCCCUGGAGAAGAGCUGCGGCCAACCCCUACCGCAGACUAACGCCACGAGCGCACCGGCAGGGCUAGCGAUCCUGCUUUUUGCUUCCCAGACCCUUCGCCUGCUUUUUGUGCUUUGCUGGUUCAUCCAUUUGUCAAGUUGGUCUUGGGGAUUCCCGGGCCAAGCCAGGGCAGGGGCUUUGGGGGUACAGCUAGCUUAUCCCAGUGGGUGGGAAUCUCGGGUUUUAGAGGGGGUUUUCUUUGAAGAGAUUGCACUUUCCCCUCCCCUGAGGAUCCCCGCUCCCACUAGCCCCUUUGGGGUCAGGAUCCCUAUCACCACUCUCCCCAGCCCCCAUUCACACUCCUCAUUCCUUUACCAACCCCACAGCAGGCCUGGCUGAGCUCUCUGUGGGUCACCUGAGAGCUGAGAUUACCUGAGAUAACCCCUGCCUCCUCAGCCGUAAGACCCCCCCCCCCAAGACAGGGCCAAAAAGUGCCGCACACCUCUUCACUGUGGUAGUGGUAAGUGGAAGAGGAAGAGAAGCAGGAGGCACUGCUGUGCCUGAGGUAUAUGCAUAUUCCUAAAGGACCACAGGGCCAAGUGAGAGACAGGACAUUGCAGCUCCUCCACCGUGGCGGCAGCAGUGGCAGAAGCUGAGGCAGGAGGGACCAGAGUAAUUAAGAAACAAGAACUGUUUUGCUGCAAGAAUGGAGCAAAAUUUUCAGCAAGCCCCAGAGGCUGCUUUUGCAAUGGGGCAAUCCCCUAUUCCUCCAUUUUCCUCCCUGCCGCAGCCCAUGGUGGGAGGAGUGCAUGCCUUACAGCCUGCCUUCCUCCACCAUCUACCACCCUGGAGCCAGAUGGACUCAGGGCAUCCCUUCCUCACCCAACCCCCACUGCCAGCCCAACCCUGACCCCACCUGGGCUUAGUCAUCUCAUGAAACCUCACUUUCUAUUCAGCAUUAAAGCUCCUGACACGCCAGCAACCAGAUGAUCCUCCUUUUCUAUUCCCGUUGUACAUAGCCCCCCCCCUUUACCACUUCUGCCCCCCUUGUACAAAGCCCCUCCUCCCAUUUGCUGCCGUUUCUCCCACCCUGGGAGCAUCAGCCACCCGCCCCAUUCUGUAUGCUUCUAAGGUGUGAACAUUCAAAUAAACAGUAUUAUUAUUUAUUGAUGAUUAUUAUUAUUACUAUUAUUAUUAUUAUUAAGAUUAUUAAUAAAGGUUUCUUUCUUCAA
Messenger RNA from Anolis carolinensis (green anole), 4390 nucleotides. It is a transcript of the gene rbfox3, whose product is annotated as RNA binding fox-1 homolog 3. Bases 314 to 1489 code for a protein of 391 amino acids. The transcript has 12 exons. The record is from RefSeq and is a predicted model, not a curated record. Gene Ontology annotation, molecular function: mRNA binding. Gene Ontology annotation, cellular component: cytoplasm; nucleus. Gene Ontology annotation, biological process: nervous system development; regulation of alternative mRNA splicing, via spliceosome. Lineage: Eukaryota; Metazoa; Chordata; Lepidosauria; Squamata; Anolidae.